AUGCCACCUUCGAAAAAGUUGCCAGAUUAUGAAACAAACACUCGCAUUCUCUGCAAGCACGCGGGGUUUUUUUACGAUGCUAAAAUCAUUGACAAGAAGCAAGAAGGCCCAGAAACAGCUUUUCUAAUACAUUAUCAGGGUUGGCAUAAAAGACAUGAUGAAUGGAUAACUCAAACAGAAUCGCUGGAAAAAUUUAAGGACUUUAGCGACGAGGCCCACAAUUCAGCGAAAAAUGAAUAUAGAGAAGCAAAGGAUGCUAAAGCCAAGGCCGGGAAGAAGAAGAGUAAACAAGACAUGGAUGAUGAGCUGAGAAAGAGUGAGACCGGCAGUAGAGCUUCUACACCUAGUGAUAGAGCUGGUGGAAGUACUAAAGCUAACUCGAUCACUAUAGCUAAUGCUUCUACCUCGGCAGCACGUGGAAUCAAAAGAAAAGCAGAUGACAAUUCUUUCGUUGAGCCUUUGAAGGAAGGUCCGAAUGAGUAUUUCAUAAGAAUGCCCAAAAACUUGAUGCAAGUGCUGGUGGAUGACCAUGAUAUGGUUAACCGUCACUGUAAGCUCACUCGCCUACCUGCCCGGUACACUGUAGAGAUGAUUAUACAGGAUUAUUGUGAAUCAUCCGUCAAGAAAGCGCCUGAACAAGCCGUUGACGAAGUGGUCAUUGAGUACGAAAAUAGUUCGGCUCAAUCUUCUGGAUAUCAGUUAGUACAAAGUGCUCUAGGAAUUCAGGAUUAUUUCGAUACUCUUCUGGGCUUCCAACUAUUGUACAAGUUUGAAAGACAGCAGUACUAUGACGAACUUGUAAAAGCUCGUGAAGUUCCUAAGACGAAUGAAAAUGAGGUACCUAGCAAGAAGAGAAGAUCGACAAAGGAACCAGAACCUGAGGUUCCCCCUACCACCACUGCUCCACGUUCAAUCAAGCCAUCUAAAAUGUAUGGAUUGCCUCAUCUAUUGAGGUUAUUAUCACGAUUUGAUGUAUACUUGAAGCUCACAUCUUGGAAGGAGAGAACUAUCAAGAUGAUUACCACAGCUAUUCAUGACUUUUUGGUCUACCUGAACAAGAAUCUGUCUAAGUAUUAUAUUAUGAAUCGCGAUUAUGAUGUUGCAUCUCCGGCUUAUCAAAGACAAGCCACCACUCUAUAA
Molecule: messenger RNA, 1140 nt
Organism: Auanema sp. JU1783
Lineage: Eukaryota; Metazoa; Nematoda; Chromadorea; Rhabditida; Rhabditidae
Source: the annotation of a GenBank genome assembly